Loa loa (African eye worm) is the source of this 282-nucleotide messenger RNA. RefSeq lists its product as hypothetical. The transcript has 4 exons. Bases 1 to 282 code for a protein of 93 amino acids. NCBI's taxonomy places the organism in Eukaryota, Metazoa, Nematoda, Chromadorea, Rhabditida, Onchocercidae. The record is from RefSeq and is a predicted model, not a curated record.
AUGCAGAAAAAUCAGAGGGAAUGGGAAACUGGUAAGAUUGAUCGGGUCCGGUAUUAUCGGUGGUAUAAUGAUGUUAAUCUGGAAUUUUAUUUAUCUUCAACAUGGUCACAAAUAGUUGUUUUUGGUGUACGGUCUUUAUUUACUGAAAGACAGAGAGAUCUACCUUCUGUACUUUUCUAUAUCAACCGGUUAAAAAAUAGAGUGAAAAUGGAAGCGAAAGGACAUUUUGUAAUCGAAGAUAGCCAAAUCGCUGCCAAAUUUAUCCGCCUGUUAUUCGAUUAA